AUGGCCCCCCAGACCUCGAUUCCUGUCUCGGCAGACGUCCUCGGUACCAUAGGGACCAUCCUCUGGUGUGUUCAGCUCGUCCCGCAGAUCUGGACCAACUGGCGCACCAAAUCAACCGACGGUCUCCCGAGCAGCAUGAUGUUCCUGUGGGCACUGUGCGGCGUCCCUUUUGGCGUCUACAGCAUCUGGAGGGUCUGGACAGCUGCGCUGCUUGGUGUCGGAACGGGGCUGGUGUUUGGUGGUGUGGAGGCGGCGCUCAUCCUCACUAUACAGCCGAUCUAUCUCGCGGGCAAUGGGACGCCGGUAUUGGUGAUAGGCAUCGUUGCCUCCAUCCUGUUGGCGGCAGGCCUUCUGCCUCCGUAUGGCGAAAUCUGGAAGAGGAGGGGACGUGUGAUUGGGAUCAACUGGAUAUUCCUCACCAUGGACUGCUGCGGCGCAUUCUUCUCGCUCAUGGCACUCGUCGCUCAAACCACCUUUGAUGUUCUCGGUGGCAUUAUAUACAUAGUCUGCUGCUGUCUGGAGCUAGGGAUCUUCUCUAGCCACAUCAUCUGGCUGUUGCGGACGCGUAAGAUCCGAAAGGAAGCAAAGACACAGGGCAAGACAUUCGACGACGUUGCAGCCGAGCAUGAGCAGCAAGGCAUUCCCUUCAAGUUCGCCGAGAGG
Messenger RNA from Cryphonectria parasitica EP155, 663 nucleotides. RefSeq lists its product as uncharacterized. The annotation marks the transcript as partial. NCBI's taxonomy places the organism in Eukaryota, Fungi, Ascomycota, Sordariomycetes, Diaporthales, Cryphonectriaceae. The record is from RefSeq and is a predicted model, not a curated record. The transcript has 6 exons.